CCUCCGAAGUUUACUUGUUAAGUUUUUCCAUCAAAUUAUUAACUUGAGUCAUCAUCAUGGGUGUCUUCACUUAUGAAUCUGAGUUCACCUCUGUCAUCCCGCCAACCAGGUUGUUCAAGGCCUUCGUUCUCGAUGCAGACAACCUCAUCCCCAAGAUUGCUCCCCAGGCAGUUAAGAGUACCGAGAUUCUUCAAGGAGAUGGAGGUGUUGGAACCAUCAAGAAGAUCAACCUUGGGGAAGGAAGUGAAUACAGCUACGUGAAGCAUCAGAUUGACGGAAUUGACAAGGACAACUUUGUGUACAAGUACAGCAUGAUUGAAGGAGAUGCUAUCUCAGACAAAAUUGAGAAGAUCUCGUAUGAGACUAAGUUGGUAGCAUCUUCCGACGGAGGCUCCGUCAUUAAGAGCACCAGCAACUACCACACCAAGGGUGACGUCGAGAUCAAGGAAGAGCAUGUUAAGGCUGGCAAAGAAAGGGCUGCUGGUUUGUUCAAGAUUAUUGAGAGCCACCUUCUGGCCAACCCUGAUGCUUACAACUAAGAACUCUAUCUAGCUAUCUAUGGUACUAGCUAGAUGCUAGAUACAACAAUCAUGUAUCCUCAUUUCUAUGUUUGUGUGGCUUUCGUUUUUGUUUUUGUUUUUGUUUUGGUGUGAAGUUGAUCAUGCAUUUUGAUUGAGUUCUGAUGAUACGGUACAUCAUAUACUUGUAUUUG
This is a messenger RNA of Rosa rugosa (rugosa rose), 712 nucleotides long. Its product is annotated as major strawberry allergen Fra a 1.08-like. The transcript has a single exon. Gene Ontology annotation, cellular component: cytoplasm; nucleus. Bases 57 to 539 code for a protein of 160 amino acids. Gene Ontology annotation, molecular function: protein phosphatase inhibitor activity; signaling receptor activity; abscisic acid binding. Gene Ontology annotation, biological process: defense response; abscisic acid-activated signaling pathway. The record is from RefSeq and is a predicted model, not a curated record. NCBI's taxonomy places the organism in Eukaryota, Viridiplantae, Streptophyta, Magnoliopsida, Rosales, Rosaceae.